UUUGUUACAAUUUCAUCACUACCAUUAUUUUUAAAAUUAUCUUCACAAUCACUAUUAUCCUCAUCAUCAUCAUCAUCAUCAUGUCAACUUAUCUACUUUCGGUAACCGUACGAAAAGCCAAGCUAUUAGGAAAUGAUGCGGAAUUUACAACGUAUGUGGCCGUAAAACUUGAAAAUGUUAAAUCGACAACGGUUGCCGUCAAAGGAUGUAAUCCCUGUUGGGAACAGGAUUUUAUUUUCGAAACAAGUAGACUGGAUACAAAUCUAAUAAUCGAGCUAUGGAAUAAAGGAAUAUUAUGGGAUAAAAUUAUCGGUUAUAUUUGUGUGCCUUUGAAUGAUGUUCCUUUUUUAGAACAAGCUUCCGGUGGUCAAUGGCAAUCAAUCGAUGCAGAUCUUCGUGUAUUGAAUGAUGAAAUACUUGGUACAUGUAAUUCAACGGGAAAUUUUUUACUGAUUGAAACACAUUUUGAGCCUGUAUAUGAAACCCAAUUGGACAAUGUAAAUGAAUUUAAUAGGAAUCUAAAUUAUGUCAAUAUUGGACAAUUGGAACAAACAACCAUUGGUGGUGGACAAGUUGAACAAGUUUGUGCCUAUAACAUUGAUAAGGAUUCCCAUUUUCAUGGUCAUCAACUUUAUUCCGGUCUUUCGGAAGAUAGCGAUUAUACAAGUGAUAUUAGCUUUCCAAAUCAACAGAAUCAAUAUGGAUCAUAUCAUCAAGCAAAUUCGUCCUCAUCACAAUUCGAAACGAUAUCAAAAAAUUUUAAAAAUAAUAUUAAUAAUCAACAAAAUAAUAAUAAUAAUAGUACUAGUCAUGUGAAUGAUAAUAAUAAUAUCACAAUGGCCUCUAUUACGAAUAAUAAAAUCGAUAUAGAUCAAUCAAAUACCAUUCAACAACAACAACAAUAUGGUUGUGUUUCCUAUCAUUCUAAUCACAAUCAACAACAAUUUAUUGAUAGUCCAAGUACUAUACAAGAACAAAAUAUCCUUGACAAUGAUAAUAAUGAAAAAAAUAAAGAUGAUAUUGAUAACAAUGUUGAUUAUGAUGAUAAUGAUGAUGGUGAACAGAAUUUUAUUGAACCAUUGAAUGAUAUUGAUGAUGAUGAUGAUGAUGAUCAAAUAGUUCCAGUGGCACAUUCUUUUCAUCAUUCAAGACCAAAACGUGAAUUACCAUUUGGUGGCUGUACCGAUAUCGAUGCUAUCCGAAGUCAAUAUCAGAAAAAAAUUUGUCAGAAUAAAAACAUUGGUAUUGUUAAUGUAAAUAGUCAUAGCAAUCUUCAGUCUCAACAACCAUCAUCACAAGAAGACGGAUCAGGAUUUGGAUUUCAGGAUUCACUUUAUUACAAUAGCCGUCCUCGUCGUGUAUUGCCUCAAAUCAAUGUCAAUAAUAUUAUUAACAAUAAUAAUAGUAGCGGAAAUAUUAAUGCAAAAAAUAAAGAAGGACGUAAAAUGCCACAAAUACCAUUAAGUAAAAGUCUACAAUUUCCAAAACAAAUUAAUCUAACACAAGAACAAAUAACAACUAUACAGCAAUAUCAUUUACAACAACAACAACAACAAAACCAACAGCCAAAUGAAUUUCGAGAUAUGAAUUUUUCUCAUCAAAAUCAACAACAAAUUUUUAAACAAGAUAAUCUACAACAACAACAACAACAGCCACCGUUAUUCAUUUCGAAUAAUACAGUCACGAAUCAAUUAUCACAUCAAUCGCAACAACAACAACAGAUUAUGUCAGGAAAUAAAAAUUUAGAUAAUCAUCUACAUUCUCAUCAACAAUUGAAUGAUGAAACAUUUCAAAAAACAUCAACAGAUAUUUUUGAACAACCAGAUCCAUCUUCAUAUCGACUUAAACAACGACGAAAAGCAAUACGUAAACCAAGUUUAGAACGACAAGGUGCCCUAGAGCAAAAUGAUGAACAUAUUGCUGAACAGAGAAGAAAAUCUGUCAUUCAACAACAACAACAACAACAACAACAAAAUAAAAUGUUAAUCCAUGAUUCAAUGAAUAAAGCUGCUACUCCUGUUAUUGUUAACGGAAGUUUUAAUACUGUUUCGAAUGCAACCAAUUUUGUUCAGAAUAAUAAUAAUCAAACGGGUAAUUUGUUUCAACCGGUAAUCAUCGUUCCGCCGGCACCAAAUGCAAAUAAUAAUAAUAAUCAACAGCAACGGCAACAACAACAACAACAACAACAACAAUCGCCUAUUCCUCCACAAUCUAUUUUGAAUAAUAAUGAUGCCAUGAUGACGGUAAUGAAUGACAUUCCGAUAUUAAAUUUAGAACAGGAUACAAAGACUAUUAUGAAUAAUGAAAUUCAUGCUGAACAACAACAACAUGUUGUCAAUGAUCAAAAGAUCACUAAUGCAUAUCCGGUUCAUGUCCUUGAUCAUCAUCAGAAUAUUGGUUUCGAACAACAACAAAAACAACAACAACAACCAACAUCGUCAUCAGCAACAAUUGAAUUUCCGCCAUUAUCGUUGUCACAGCAGCAACAACAACAGCAAUCUGAUCAUACUAGUCCGAAAAAAAUUAUUUCUCAAGACACCCUUUCCAGUGAUAUUGUUAAUUGUGAUGGUAAUAGUGAUUGGCAAAGUGAACAGGAUUUCCUUGAUCAACAAUUUGAAGAGAAUUGGUCAAGACGACAAGCUCAAUUCGAAACAAUGGAAUUAGAUAAUAAACAAAAUAAUCAACAAACACAAUUAGGAAUUGAUGACCAAAAUGUUCAAGGAAUGACAGAUAAUAAUAAUAAUAAUAAUUGGUAUAACAAUGUUCAACAAAAACAACAAAAUGACCAAAAUCAUUUUAUACAUGAUUCACCUUUUGUUAAUAAUUUUGAUAAUCAGCUCAAACAGAAUAGUAUUCAAUCAGCAAAUAAACAAUUAGAUGAUUCAAUACAAAUACCAAAAUCGACAAUAGAUUUUACAACACCAUCCAUUGUUAUUAGUAAUAGUAGUAAUGAAUUAAUCAAUACAACAACUGCCUUAAACAAUAAUGAUAAAACGAUCAAAAAUACUAAUCAAUCGGAUAUGAUUGAUCCGUAUGCAACACAAUUGACAGAAUCUGAACUAAAAGAAUUAGGCGAAUUGAAUGAUAAUCAAACUUCUGUCACAUCAAUUGUCAGUAAUGCCAUUAAUGAUUCAAGUCCAUUUGCUGGCAUUGAAUCUUCUCUUGUCAAUAAUGAUGAACAACAGAUGGUUGAUAAUGGUGGUGGUGGUUUGAUCGAUUUACAUGGUUCAAUAAAAAAUGAACCAUCUGCAGCAAAAAGUGUUACAUUUUCCGAAGAAGUUGGUAGAAAAAGUCCACCAAGAAUGACUAGCAUGUUUGAUGGUCCAUUAAUUGUACCUACAAGUACUGAAGGAAUGUCCAAAGCACGUGCACGUUGGAUCAAUGCAUUUAAUAAGAUUAAUUCUCAUCUUAAUGAGGGUGGUGGAAGACCUGAAGUAAGCGAUAUUUUCAAAAGUCUUGGCUUCAGAAUUGGUGGUGAUAAUCCAUUUUUCAGUGGAAUCGAUGCAAUGCCUGACAUACGACCACGCAAAAAAUCUAUUCCAUUAGUCAGUGAAUUAGUUUUGAAGACAAUGGCUGCCAACAAAAGAAAUGCUGGUUUAACAUCAGCCAUCCCACGUGCAUCGUUAAACGAUGAAGAAUUGAAAACACAUGUCUACAAGAAAACAUUACAGGCAUUGAUUUAUCCGAUUUCCAGUACAACACCACAUAAUUUUCAACUUUGGACAGCAACAAGUCCAACAUAUUGUUAUGAAUGUGAAGGUUUAUUAUGGGGUAUUGCUCGUCAAGGUGUACGAUGUACUGAAUGUGGUGUAAAAUGUCAUGAAAAAUGUAAAGAUUUACUCAAUGCUGAUUGUCUACAACGUGCUGCUGAAAAAAGUUCAAAACAUGGUGCCGAAGAUAAAGCAAAUAACAUUAUAAUGGCAAUGAAAGAACGAAUGAAAAUUCGUGAACGAGAAAAACCAGAAAUAUUCGAAAUGAUAAGGGACGUGUUCGGUGUGGAUCAAAAAAGCCACUCUGGACAUAUGAAAGCCGUCAAACAAAGCGUUCUUGAUGGCACAUCUAAAUGGUCAGCUAAAAUUGCCAUUACUGUGAUUUGUGCACAAGGUUUAAUAGCUAAAGAUAAAAGUGGAACUAGUGAUCCAUAUGUAACAACACAGGUUGGAAAAGUUAAAAAACGUACACGAACAGUACCGCAAGAUUUAAAUCCUGUUUGGAAUGAAAAAUUCUAUUUUGAAUGUCAUAAUUCAAGUGAUAGAAUUAAAGUUCGUGUUUGGGAUGAAGAUAAUGAUCUAAAAUCAAAACUUAGACAAAAAUUAACACGUGAAUCGGAUGAUUUUCUUGGACAAACAAUUAUCGAAGUUCGAACAUUAAGCGGUGAAAUGGAUGUAUGGUAUAAUUUGGAAAAACGAACUGAUAAAUCUGCAGUUUCUGGUGCUAUACGUUUACAUAUUAGUGUUGAAAUUAAAGGCGAAGAAAAAGUUGCACCAUAUCAUGUACAAUAUACUUGCCUACAUGAAAAUCUCUUCCAUUAUUUGUGUGAAACCGUCCAUAGUGGUUCCGUUAAACUUCCAGACUAUAAAGGCGAUGAUGCAUGGAAAGUUUAUUUUGAUUAUCCGGCUCGAGAAAUUGUGGAUGAAUUUGCUAUGCGAUAUGGAAUCGAAUCGAUAUAUCAGGCGAUGACACAUUUUCAUUGUUUAUCAACUAAAUAUCUUUGUCAAGGUGUACCGGCAGUUAUGAGCACAUUAUUGGCAAAUAUAAAUGCCUAUUAUGCCCAUACUUCAGCAUCAUCAAAUGUAUCGGCUAGUGAUCGUUUUGCAGCUUCCAAUUUCGGAAAAGAGAAAUUCAUUAAACUAUUAGAUCAGCUACAUAAUUCAUUACGAAUAGAUUUAUCAAUGUAUAGAAAUAAUUUUCCCGCUUCAUCACCUGAACGUUUACAAGAUUUAAAAUCUACUGUUGAUUUAUUAACAAGUAUAACAUUUUUUCGUAUGAAAGUUCAAGAAUUAUCUAGCCCACCACGUGCCAGUCAAGUUGUUAAAGAUUGUGCCAAAGCAUGCCUUCGAUCAACGUAUCAAUUUUUAUUUGAAAAUUGUACAAAUCUUUAUGGUACAGAAUUUCAAACUGAACCAACGGAUAAAAAACAAGAAAAUCCACAAGAUGAUGCUGGACCUAGUUUACAUAAUCUAGAUUUUUGGCAUAAAUUAGUUGCAUUAAUGGUAUCGGUAAUUGAAGAAGAUAAAAAUAGCUAUUCACCUGUAUUGAAUCAAUUUCCACAAGAAUUUAAUAUUGGACAUUUAAGCGCUGCAUCAAUGUGGACAUUUUUUUCAAGUGAUAUGAAAUUUGCAUUAGAAGAACAUGAACAACAUCGUCUUUGUUUAAGUUCAGCAUAUAUGAAUUUACAUUUUAAAUGUAAAUGGUUUUAUAAUACAUAUUGUCGUGAUAUACCUCAAUUCAAAGAUGUUGUACCCGGUUAUCCAGCUUGGUUUGAACCAUUCGUUAUGCAAUGGUUAAAUGAAAAUGAUGAUGUUUCACUUGAAUAUGUUAAUGGUGCCUAUAUGCGUGAUAAAAAAGAUGGUUUUCAACAUAGUUCGGAACAUUCAUUAUUUUCAAAUUCGGUUGUCGAUGUUUUUACACAAUUAACACAAUGUUUUGAUGUUAUACAAAAACUUGAAUGUCCAGAUCCGGAAAUUGUAAAACGUUAUAUGAAACGUUUUGCUAAAACAAUUGUUAAAGUUUUAACUGCCUAUGUUAAUAUUGUCAAAAGAGAUUUUGCAACUAAUAAUUGUAAAAAUGAAAAAAUUGCUUGUGUUCUUAUGAACAAUAUUCAACAAUUACGUGUACAAUUGGAAAAAAUGUUUGAAUCGAUGGGUGGUGAAAAACUUGAAACAGAUGCAGCCGAUAUAUUGAAAGAUCUUCAAGUUACUUUGAAUAGUAAUCUUGAUGAAUUAAGUGCUAUAUUUGGUAAAAGUUUAGAACCAACAAUCAAAAAGAGUGUAGCAGAAUUAGGACAAUUAUUGAGUCAAGUAAAAGGAAGUUCAGGUAAUUCAGCACAACAAUUACAAGCAUUAAAAAGUGGUCCUGAAGUGGCUGCAGAUGCUGAUCUUAUAUUACAUCCGCUUAUGGAUCUUUUGGAUGGCAAAUUAUCACAAUUUGCACAAUCAUGUGAAAAGACUGUAUUCAAACGUUUGUUAAAAGAAUUAUGGAAAUUAGUAAUGAAUACAUUAGAAAAGACAAUUGUAUUGCCACCGAUGAAUGAAAAGAAUAUUAUACUUCAAAGUUUACCGAAUGCUAAAAUUGAAGAUGUUGGUCGUUUAUUCAAGAAUAAUCUAUCAGCAAAUCGAUUAACUAAUCUUGGUGUUAUUGAGUUUGAAAAGAAUCUAAAUCCACGACAAUGUGCCGUAUUAGAUGUUUCAUUAGAAACAAUGAAACAAUUUUUCCAUGCAAAUGGUAACGGUUUGAAGAAAACAUUUUUGGAUAAAAGUCCAGAUCUACAAUCAUUACGAAAUGCCUUAUCAAUGUAUACACAAACAACUGAUACUUUGAUUAAAAAAUUUGUCACAACUCAAACUAAACAAGAUUUACCUACACAAGAAGAUGGACCAGUUGGUGAAAUAUCUAUACAGGUUGAUUUAUUUACGCAUCCAAAUUCGGGUGAACACAAAGUUACCGUUAAAAUCGUUGCAUGUAAUGAACUUAAAUGGCCAAAUACAACAAUGUUCAAACCGUUUGUCGAAGUUAAUAUGAUUGGACCACAUUUAAGUGAUAAGAAACGAAAAUUUGCUACUAAAUCCAAACAUAAUAAUUGGUCACCAAAAUUUAAUGAAACAUUUUAUUUUAUUAUCGGUAAUGAAGAUGAACCAACUUCAUUCGAACUUCAUAUAUCAGUCAAAGAUUAUUGUUUUGCAAGAGAAGAUCGUUUAGUUGGUGUUUGUAUACUGCAAUUAGCUGAUAUUGCCGAACAAGGUAAUUGUAAUUGUUGGUUACCAUUAGGUCGUCGUGUUCAUAUGGAUGAAACUGGUUGGACAAUUUUACGAAUAUUAUCACAACGAAAUACCGAUGAAGUUGCCAAAGAAUUUGUUAAACUUAAAUCCGAUGUUCGUAAUGAUGAAUUAGCAGCAAAUCAAACUGCUGUCGGUAAUAAUCAAUCGAUCAAUGUAAAUCAAUCACCACAAACAACAAUGGCACCAAAUUCUGGUGUUACAGCCAUUGUUUCCUAAAGCAAUACUAUACCAUUAUCAGUGUGUUUGUGUAAAUAUACUCUAUUUUUUCUUGUUAACAUUAUCACAAAAAUGAAGAAAAUGAAUUAUCAUUCUGGAUCAUAUCGUUGAUU
Molecule: messenger RNA, 7327 nt
Organism: Dermatophagoides pteronyssinus (European house dust mite)
Lineage: Eukaryota; Metazoa; Arthropoda; Arachnida; Sarcoptiformes; Pyroglyphidae
Product: protein unc-13 homolog B-like
Biological process (GO): presynaptic dense core vesicle exocytosis; dense core granule priming; synaptic transmission, glutamatergic
Cellular component (GO): synaptic vesicle membrane; terminal bouton; neuromuscular junction
Molecular function (GO): diacylglycerol binding; syntaxin-1 binding; calmodulin binding
Source: RefSeq, a predicted model, not a curated record